AUGGCGACAGCAAACGCCAUGAAUGCCGAGGCAGUCAUGCCCAAGGUCCCAUAUGUUGCCCAGGACGCCGGAAAGGUCUCAGAGAUGGUUCACGCUCUGAACGACGCAAAGGCCUACAACAAGUUCGCAAAGUCAAAGGGCGGUGGCUUCUCCUGCAAGAAGACGUCUUUCAACGUCAAGAACUCCCAGGACGGUGUCACUGUAGACUCCUGGAAGAUGCAGGAAUGGGACUACAAGAAGAGAGGCCUGCCCACAUACGCCAGAGGCCUCUUCACAGCAAGGAAUCGCCGAAACGAGCAUGAGAUUGUGACGCGAGGCUACGACAAGUUCUUCAACGUUGGCGAGGUCAACGAGACAAAGUGGGAAAACAUCAUCCCGAGGACAAAGGGCCCCUACGAGCUCACUCUCAAGGAGAACGGCUGCAUCAUCUUCAUUUCCGGCCUGGAGGAUGGUACGCUGCUAGUGUGCAGCAAGCACUCCACGGGUGAUAGGGCUGACGCUGAGCUUAGCCAUGCUACUGCUGGAGAGCGCAUGAUUGAGAAGCAGCUGGCUGCCCUGGGAAAGACGAAAGAAGACUUGGCUAGGGAACUUCGGGACCGGAAUGCCACUGCUGUGGCCGAGCUCUGCGACGACUCCUUUGAGGAGCACAUCCUCGAGUACGGUCCGGACAAGGCCGGCCUCUACAUCCACGGCAUCAACUUAAACCUCCCCGAGUUCGCCACCUACCCAAGCGCCCUCGUUCAGAGCUUCGGCAACGAUUGGGGCUUCAAGAAUGUCGGCCUGAUUGUCAUGGACGACGUCAACGACGUCAAGAAAUUCCUCGAGGAAGUAGCAGAGACGGGCGCCUACGGCGACCGCGACGUCGAGGGCUUCGUCAUCCGCUGCAAGGAGAGUUACAACCCGGAAUCCGUCCCCUACCGCGACUGGUUCUUCAAGUACAAGUUCGAGGAGCCCUACCUCAUGUACCGCCAGUGGCGCGAGUGCACAAAAGCAAUGAUCUCCGGAAAGCCGCCCCGCUACAAGAAGCACAUCAAGAUCACCGAGGAGUACCUGCUUUACGCCCGCCGGCGCCUCCAGGCCGACCCCAAGCUUGCCCAGCUCUACCAGCAGAAUCAUGGCAUUAUUGCCCUGCGCAAUGACUUCCUCGCCUACAAGAACAUGAAGGGCUCCGACGCCGCUAACCUCGAGCUUGAGGACGGGCCCAACAAUAUCAACGCAGACGUUACGGGAGACGUGAUCCUGUGCCCCAUUGCCACUAUUGGCUGCGGAAAGACUACCAUCGCUGUCGCCCUCCAGCAGCUGUUCAACUGGGGCCACGUACAGAACGAUAACAUCUCAGGCAAGGGCCGGCCGCCUCGCUUCACAAAGGCCAUCCUCGACCUCCUCAAAGAUCACCCCGUCGUCAUCGGCGACCGCAACAACGCUCAGAAGCAUGAGCGCAAACAAAUCAUCACCGAUGUGAAGGUCCAGCACCAGACGGCCCGCCUUGUGGCCCUCUACUUUGCCCACGACAACUCCAACGUCGACGAGGUCCGGCGCAUCACCCAGGAGCGUGUCAUUGCCCGCGGCGAUAACCACCAGACCAUCCAUGCCGCCACCGACGCGUCAAAGUUCCUCGGCGUCAUGGAAGGCUUCAUUAGCCGCUUCGAGCCCCUGGCCGCCUUCUCUCCACCCGAUGACGGCUUCGACAACGUCAUCAACCUCGACCCCACCGCCGGCAGCCGCGAGAACCUCGAAAAGGUCAUCACCGAGCUGCAUCGCAUGUACCCCAAUCUCGUCCCCGAGGUCCCCUCCGCCGACCAACUCGACAAGGCCAUCCAGUCUGCCUUUAUCGAGUACAAGCCCGAGUUCAAGCACAAUAUCCCCGACCGCGGUCCCCGCAAGGACAAGCAGGGUCAGGGUCAGGGCCAGGGCCAACAGCAGGGCGGUGGUCCCAAGACCAAGAAGAAGAAGCCCCUCGAGUACAUGUCCGUCGAGGUGCAGUCCCAAGAGGUCCGCGGUGUCCUCGACGGUGCCUUCAACAAGGUCGACGCCUCCACCUCCCGCUUCUACAAGCAACUCCACCAGACACGCCGCGUCCAGCCCAAGUUCCACGUUACGCUCAUGCACCGCGCCAGUUCGAAGGACAACUCGGAGCUGUGGUCAAAGUACCUCGCCCUAUUCGCCGAGGCGGAAAAGGAGAAUGGUACCCAGGACCAGGCCAACAUCCGGCCCUUGGGCGAGUGCUCCGUCGAGCUCGAGCGGGUGGUCUUUGACGACCGCGUCAUGGCCAUGGUUGUUCGCCUAGUCGACCCAACAGGCCAGUGGAAGUGCACAAACAACGUCGCCCACAUCACCGUCGGCACCCGCGACGACGCCGUCAAGCCAAAGGAGAGCAACGACCUUCUCGCCCGCUGGCUGGACAAGGGCACCGGCGGCGAGACGGGGAUCCAGGAAGUCGUCUUUGAUAAUAAGCCUAACCUGGAGGGAGUCGUCCGGGGCGUUCUCUCAAGGUAA
Messenger RNA from Colletotrichum fioriniae, 2496 nucleotides. RefSeq names its product tRNA ligase (gene trl1). Gene Ontology annotation, molecular function: ATP binding; phosphoric diester hydrolase activity; RNA ligase (ATP) activity. The record is from RefSeq and is a predicted model, not a curated record. Lineage: Eukaryota; Fungi; Ascomycota; Sordariomycetes; Glomerellales; Glomerellaceae. Gene Ontology annotation, biological process: tRNA splicing, via endonucleolytic cleavage and ligation. Gene Ontology annotation, cellular component: nucleus.